Molecule: messenger RNA, 4615 nt
Organism: Dendronephthya gigantea
Lineage: Eukaryota; Metazoa; Cnidaria; Anthozoa; Malacalcyonacea; Nephtheidae
Product: putative ankyrin repeat protein RF_0381
Exons: 5
Coding region: 198-2156 (652 amino acids)
Biological process (GO): protein phosphorylation
Molecular function (GO): protein kinase activity; ATP binding; protein binding
Source: RefSeq, a predicted model, not a curated record
UGCACUCUGCUGUUACUGAAGGUACGCUUGUAAUAGUGAAAUAUCUUGUUGAAAAGGGCGCUGAUGUAAAUGGCAGGGAUACUGAUGGUUGGAUUGCGUUGGACAUAGCUGUUAGUAAAAAUAGGUUGGAAAUCGUGAAAUAUCUUGUUGAAAAAGGCGCCAAUGCUAAUGGAAAUAGGAAUGAGUGGGGGGCAGCGAUGCACUUUGCUGUCGCUAAGUGUACGCUGGAAAUGGUAAAAUAUCUUGUUGAAAAGGGUGCUGAUGUAAAUGACACGGAUACUUGUGGGAGUACAGUGCUCCACACUGCCGUUACAGAGGGUACGCUUGAGAUAGUGAAAUAUCUUGUUGUAAAAGGCGCUGAUGUAAAUGGCAAAAAAAAAAAGGGCCUGACUGUGCUGCACUCUGCCGUUACAGAGGGUAAGCUUGAGAUAGUAAAAUAUCUUGUUGAAAAAGGCGCUGAUGUAAAUGGCAAAAAAAAAACGGGUGGUCUGUUUUGCACUCUGCUGUUGCUAAAGCUAAGCUUGAAAUACUUGAAACAGAUACUUGUGGUAGUACAGUGCUGCACACUGCCGUUACUGAAGAGCGUUGAUGUAAAUGCCAAGGAUACUGAUGGGUGGACUGUGCUGCACUCUGCUGUUACAGAGGGUACGCUUGAGAUAGUAAAAUAUCUUGUUCAAAAGGGCGCUGAUUUAAAUGGCAAAAAAACAAACGGGAGCACUGUGCUGCACUCUGCAGUUGCUAAAGGUAAUCUUGAAAUAGUAAAAUAUCUUGUUGAACAUGAUGGUGAUGUAAAUGGCAGGGAUACUGACGGGUGGACUGUGCUGCACUCUGCUAUUACAGACGGUACGCUUGAGAUAGUAAAAUUUCUUGUUGAAAAAGGCGCUGAUAUAAAUGGCAAAAAUACAAACGGGUGGACUGUGCUGCACUCUGCUGUUACCGAGGGUGCGCUUGAAAUAAUAAAGUGUCUUGUGGAAAAGGGUGCUGAUGUAAAUGGCAAGGAUACAAACGGGUGCACUGUGCUGCACUCUGCUGUUGCUAAAGGUCGGGUUGAAAUAGUAAAAUAUCUUGUUGAAAAUGGCGCUGAAAUCCGCAAUGAUACUCUUGGCAUUGAUAUUUUAAAGAUAGCAAUUGUGAAAAAUUCGGUUAAUUUGGUCACUCUUCUGUUAAAAAAGAACGUCAACUUAUGGAGAGGUGGGACAUUUCUCGUUGAUGGAAGAAAUUUGAGCCUUCUUGAAAUGAGUAUCCACCUUGGUCAUGAUGAAAUUGCAACUAUUCUUAAAAGGUCCGUAAAACAUCGUCAGAAAAUUCAGGUGCUUGGUACAACGAAUUGCAACCAGUUAGAGAAGACUGAAAUUCCGAUACAGGCUUUUGUCGCCGACAAGCAAUUCAGAAUUGGUGAUGGUGGUUAUUCAUGUGUUUAUGUUGGUCUCAUGAAGGAUGGAAGUGAAGUUGCUGUUAAGAGAAUGGUGUUGCAAAAGUGGGAUAAAGUAGCUGAAAACGAAAUGGAAAUUAUGAGUCUUCUGAAAACAGAAAAUUCUCCAUUUAUUGUGAGCUAUCGAUAUUUUCAUAGGGACGAGAAUUUCAUACAUCUAAUUGUUGAUCUUUGUGAGGAAACCCUUACUGAACUUGUCGGCUCUCACACUAUUGAGCAGUUGCAAGAGCAAGGUCCAAGAAUGAUCAAAGAAAUUCUAUCAGGACUGGAAUUUCUUCAUGGUAAAGGAAUAUUGCACAGAGAUCUUAAACCAUCAAACAUCCUUGUUGAUAUCGAAGGCAGUAUGAGAUUGGCAGACUUUGGAAUAAGCCGAAUUCUAAAAGGCGACGAAACGGCAGUUGCAACAGAUGCUAAAGGCACUGAAGGAUGGAUACCGCCAGAAGUUAUUGAGGCGGGAGAGAAACAAGAAAAAGGUCCAUUCAAAAAGAAAUCAGAUGUUCAUGUCGCGGGUAUGAUUGCUUUCUACGUUUUAACUAAAGGUGAACAUCCUUUCGGAUCUAGGUUAGAUCGAACGAAAAAUGUUUUGAAAGGAAACUCUGUCAAUUUGAAGAAACUUGGUGAUCGUAAAGCUCGAAAGUUUGUGUCCCAGCUGAUUAAUCACAAGAUUGAUAAAAGACCUUAUGCUGACGAAGCGCUGAGAGAUUCUUUCGUUAAUGAAGACUAACAGAAUUCAGAUGCAGAUUAACAAAAGUUUUGAUUAAUUAUUGGAUCGAUCUACGUCAAGUGAAGAAUUUUUUAGACUUGAGCUUUUAGAUAAUAUGUUUUAUAUUUUAGCCCAAUUUAUACAAAACAGAUAUCAUUCACGAUCAACUGUAAAAACUUUCUUUCGUUCACAGCGUUUCCGUCGCGGAAGAAUAUACCCGUGCGAAAGCUUUAGAUCACCCCUAAAAGAUUUCGAACCUUUUAGGAUUUUUACAAAUGAAAAAUGUUAAUUGCAGUCAGCUACGCUUUGCACACAUUUCGUAUUGACAGUCUAAAUUAAAAUUAAAUUCGUACUCAACUCUAAAAAAAUCACAAUUAACGCAAAAUAACAAGUGUGACCUAAAACGUCUUCGCACAGCAUUAAUUACAUGCGCUAAAUUUGUUUUCAUGACAACUCUUCGAGAAAGGCACAUUACGAGAUUUUUCGACUUUGAUUGAUAUAAAAUCGGAUGUUUUUCUCUGUACCAAGAUUGCUGCAAUUUCAAACCUGCUUGUAGGCUUGUGCAAGCUUAAUAAUUUACCAUUUGAUAGCAUUUUUUGCGAUUAAAACUGAAGACGAAGAGCAACGUUUUGGCCUUGUAUUUAAUAAUCGAGAUGAAUCAAGUAAAGUUUGUGCGACCGGCAAAAAAUACAGCAAAUUUCUACAUGCAAAUAUCAAAAUCUUGGACGAUGAUGUAACAGAUAAUAUUAAUGAAGAAUUCCUUUGUGUAACAAAUAAACUUGCUAUUAGCGAUGGAAUCAACAUAGUGGCGCCAAUAAACUCAUACGUUAUAAUGAAAUACUGCUGCAUGGGAAAGUGUAAACAAGUACAAGAUUCCAGUUUUAUUUAAGCCAGUAUGGAAAAUGAGCUUGACCAGGAAAACGAAGUUAUUCCAGGCGGUAUUAAUAACAAUUUCGUCAAGGUAGCUAUAGCAUCACCGCUGGAUGAACUCACAUACCGCAACUCAUUCGUUAAACUCUCAAAAAAGGUCAUACAUCAUAAACUUCUCUAAAAAGUAGCUAAUAUAUGAUGGGCUGAGACUUUACAACCGAUAACGGAAGAUGAAGAUCGAUCUUACAGAAUUAGACCACGAUUACAAACAUCUUUUCUCCCUCGAAAAAUCCAUGGGCGAAAACGAAUCCAUCGUUGGAGUUUUUGAUCGAGAAAAUGGUGAUCUUGAUAUCCACUCUGAUCUUGAAAGCCACUUGACUCUAUUACCACCGUAGUAUGCAAACUUGGUAACAGGUUUGUAGGUUCAGGAAUCAUGCAAAGUAAAGGCACGAAAAAAAGAUGAGAAGAGAGCGAAAGACAUUUUGAAGCCCCCGUGGUCAAAGAAGAAGUCCAGAGUCAACCAUUACACCUUAUGGAUAUUCCAAGAAUUGGUCAGGUACCCCAACCUAUGCAUUUGCUGCCCGCAAACUUUUGUGCGUUGGAAUAAACCGCCCAUGUUUAUAGAGAGGCUCUAAACUGCAGUGAUUACAGGUAUUAAUUUAAAUACCAACCAACGACCAUUCCCAGAUAAACAGAACUUUAAACAAUAUCACCAAGCGAGGAAAAAUGUUAAAACUAAAGUCGGCAAAACAUUUCUUAAACUUAUCGAUAAACACCGACUUCUUCAAAUCCCCCUUGGACGUAAAAGUCCACAAACAUGUACUAUUAACAAGGGAAUUGCCUCGAUAAUUAUUAAUCAGACAUUGAAAAAUCAGAAUAAGUGUGGAAACCAAAUUUAAGAAUUAUUGUAAAGAAUUUGUUAUCAAAUGGUGAUUUAUUGCAAUACAAUCAAAUCGAAUCAAUCUCUGAACAUAGGUAAGAAUUCAAAUAGUUCAAAAAUUUCUUAAAAAAAUUACUUUGCUUUUCUCGAAAUGCUGUCAAAAUAAAAACUUCAGCGUCCCUAUUUUAAAGGCAAGAAAGCUAUGUAAACAGACUUGUAGCAUUAGUCACGUAUUACAUAGAUUUACAAAUGCAUGCAAGUAUUACACAGACUUGAAGCAUCUUAAUUGCUUGGGAAUGCUAUAUUAUAAAGCACCGCCACCAGGUAAAAUUUCAAUAUUAUUACUCUUAUAAUGUAUAUAGUGCAAGUUCUGAAUUAUUUUAAUUUUAAUAUUCAAACUAACAGUUGGUCAAUCACAAGAAAGAGACAAGAAACUUAAUAUGAACCAUUAUAAUUUUAGAAAUAGCCCUUCUAGUGUAUGCAAUUCUUGAACAUAUAAACCAGCAAUGAAAUAAUGACUUACAUUUCUUUGUAUAUAGAUAAUUGUGUAAUUUCGAGUGCAAUUACGGAUUAACAAGCACAAGUGAGUUUUUAAAGGUUGCAAAAUAGCGCGAGUCCGAAGGACGAGCGGUAUAUUUGCAGUCUUUAAAAACUCACGAGUGCAUGUUUAUCCGUAAUUACACGAGAAAUUAUAGUACUACGUAUUAAUGAUAUGCAAGGAAAUCUUGGA